Molecule: messenger RNA, 2309 nt
Organism: Morus notabilis
Lineage: Eukaryota; Viridiplantae; Streptophyta; Magnoliopsida; Rosales; Moraceae
Product: LEAF RUST 10 DISEASE-RESISTANCE LOCUS RECEPTOR-LIKE PROTEIN KINASE-like 2.5
Exons: 4
Coding region: 203-2167 (654 amino acids)
Biological process (GO): protein phosphorylation
Molecular function (GO): ATP binding; protein kinase activity; polysaccharide binding
Source: RefSeq, a predicted model, not a curated record
AUAUUUCAACUUAUAAUAUUAAGCUUACUUGGAAAAUCCCUUUCCUUGUUAUUGAUACUGUUUCUUGAUUCAGUCUAAUGCCAAGAGGGAAUCCCUCUGUUUUGAAGAACUGUCGGCGAACCGAAAUUUCUACAACAAAUUUACAAAAAAAAAAACGAUAGUUGAGAAGUGAGAUCUUGGGAGUCUAAGCACAAAAGAAUCCAUGAUGAUCAGGAUGAAUUUCCAUCUCCGCCGAACCAUCUUUGCCCUCCUGAUUAUCAUCACAACGAAAAUCUUUGUUGAUAUACAAACAUAUGUAUUUGCUCAAGAAGAUGAAAAAUACGUGGCCUGCAACACACCCUUUAAGUGCGCAAACAUGGAGGGCGUACUUGGCUAUCCUUUCUGGGGUCCGAAACGGCCAGAUUAUUGCGGUCACCCGAAGUUUGAGCUGAACUGCAGCGGAGAGGCACCGGUGAUCACCAUUAAUUCGACAGGUUAUCGCGUGCUUGGGAUUGAUUCGAGGGAACAUUUUCUCACGGUUGCUAGGACCGAUUACUGGAACGAUUCCUGUCCUCAAGAACACAAAAACGCCACCUUGGAUUCCACCUUCUUUGACUACACUUCUGAAACUCAAGACCUGACACUGUACUACCGAUGUUCAUCAGCAGUUAGUGUUGGGGUUUCAAGUCAAUUCAGUUGCCCCAAUGACGGAACAACAGUUACUAAUUUUUUUGCCACAGAUGCUACAAAGAAAUUGCUUUCAACAUACAGUCCAACUUGCCAGGAAAGUGUGGUUGUUCGUAUUUCCGACUCAGAAGCUGGGGUUAUAGAAGAAGCUGUUAAUGCAUUGUUACAACCGAAUCUGACUGCUGCGCUAGUUUCUGGAUUUGUGAUGGAGUGGGAAGCAAACAAUAGCAGGUGUGAUGAAUGUGUAAAGUCCGACGGAGUCUGUGGAUCCAAUCACACAACCGGAGAAUUCACCUGCUACUGCAAAGACAGACCUUAUAAAUUCAUGUGUGGAUCUGAUUCGGUUACUCCAGGUUCCGGAUUUACUCGUUACCACUUACUUUCAAAUGGUAGACGGAUCAUAGGCAUUGGGGCUGCUGUGUCGGGGAUCGUUGUAUUUUCCAUUGCGAUCGCAUGCUACUACAAGAGAGAAAACAUACGGAGCACAAGAAUAGUUAUUUGGAAGACAAACACAAGAGAUCAGGAGUUUGAUGUGAAAGCAUUUAUAAGGAAUUAUGAGCCAUUGGCCCCAAAGCGAUAUAGUUAUGCAACAGUGAAGAAGAUGACAAAGUCAUUUGCAGAAAGGAUCGGUAAAGGAGGGUAUGGCACUGUAUAUAAAGGUAAGUUACCUGAUGGUUCUUUGGUUGCAGUAAAACUGCUAAAUGAGUCCAAAAGUAAUGGAGAAGAGUUCAUCAAUGAAGUCGCAAGCAUUGGUAGAACUUCUCAUGUUAAUAUAGUCACUCUCCUUGGAUUUUGUUAUGAGAGGACAAACAGAGCUCUUGUUUAUGAAUAUAUGCCCAACGGAUCACUAGACAAGUUCAUAUUCACGCAAGAAUCUUCGAGUACAAACCGUCACUUAGAAUGGAAAACAUUAUAUGAAAUUGCGAUUGGCAUUGCACGAGGGCUAGAAUACUUGCACCGAGGCUGUAACACGAGGAUUUUGCAUCUCGACAUAAAGCCUCAAAACAUUCUUUUGGACGACGGCUUCUGUCCUAAAAUUUCUGAUUUUGGGCUUGCCAAACUCUGGCUAACGAAGGAGAGUAUCGUGUCUGCGGCGGGAGCUAGAGGAACUAUAGGAUACAUUGCACCCGAAGUAUUCAGUCGGGCCUUUGGUGGAGUAUCUCAUAAAUCCGAUGUUUAUAGCUAUGGGAUGUUGAUUCUUGAAAUGGUUGGAGGUAGAAAGAACUUUGAUUCUGCAGCGUCUCAUACUAGUGAAAUAUAUUACCCAAAUCGAAUUUAUAAGGAUCUAGAAAUGGAAAAUGAAGAAAGUAUCUUGGGGAACAUAAUGGACGGAGAGAACGAAAUAUCAAAGAAGAUGUUGUUAGUGAGUUUCUGGUGCAUUCAAACAAACCCGGCUGAUCGGCCAUCGAUGAGCAAGGUGGUAGAAAUGUUAGAAGCAAGUCUGGAGUCCAUGGAGUUUCCACCAAAGCCAUAUUUGUUUUCUCCGACAAUGUCUCCUUAACAAUACACAACACUUUCACUUUAAGAGUUGGCAUCCGCAAUACUUUCAGUCUCUGCCCUUUCCUUGACCCCUAGCCUAAGCAUUGGGACUGGUGAUUUUUUUUUUUUUAAACUUAUAUCGUUCUUUUAGUUUGUUCUUAGAA